UAUUUGUCGACUUAUAUUUCGUCAUUUUUCUGCCAUUUCAUGUUUGUUGAUAAAGUACAAUUAGUGUGUUAAUUACAUCAAGGUUCAAUUUUUAUACGUAGACAGACAACAUAGGUCGUGUCCGGCUAAAUAAAGAAAAUAAAGACAGUUUCUUCGUGAGGUUGCAUUGCGCCGUUGCUAAGCUAGAGGGGGUACUCGUGCUUUCACAUUUUCGGCGCGCUUUUGACACUCGACCUCGCUGGGAAACGAGAGAACCGGGUGGGAGGAAGGGAAGCGGCAGGCGGCUCAGUCACCCUGUCCUCCCGGCUGCGGACGUGAUUAGCAACCGUUGCUACUGACAGCACCCGAAGCGUAGAGUUAACCUAACGUUUGCUGGCGACCGGCGAGCCCCAUCUUUGAAAUAAAACCGAGAGGUGUGGAGUAAUGAGAGUGGAGGAGUGAAGGACGUAGGUGUCCCGGGAGAACAUUGGCAGACAAGCAGGAGGUCAGGCAAGGAUGCUGGAGGCAGAUGCAGACCCAGCAGGUGCAGCACUAGUGGGAGAAGGGGAGGCAGAGAUGGGGAGCGUAGACAUGAAGGCUGAGGUGCUCCGGCUGACUCUCGAGCUCCAGGAGGCCACAGAGGAGAAGCUACAGGCGGCCCGCUAUGGCCUGGUGGUGCUGGAGGAAAGCUCUGCUCUCAAGGUGAAACACAGGCAGCUGGAAGAGGAGCAUGAAGCCCUCAAAGUGGAGCUACAGCAACUGAAAGAGGCAUUUGCAGAUUCUGUGAGUAGCCAGAAGCGUGCAGCUGCUGAUGGAGAGUGCCGGGAGGAGAGCUUGCUGCAGGAGACUGCCACUAAGGAGGCUGCCAUGGCAACCCGCAUGGAUGAAGUCCAGGCAGAGCUAAAGCAAGCACGCCUUGCUCUGAGCAAUGCCCACGCAGAUAUCGAUAGACUCGGGGUGGUCUCCACCCAGCUAAAGAAGGAGUGUGAGUGUCUGGAGGCAGAGAAAGGCCAUCUGAGGGAUGAGAUGAAGGAAUAUAAAGUACGUGAGCUGCGCCAGUUGCAGGAUAAUGGCGAGCUAGAAGAAGAGAACAUAUCACUGCAAAAACAAGUCUCUGUGCUCAAGGAAAACCAGGUUGAGUUUGAAUCGAUAAAGCUGGAGCUGACCCAGAAGAACGAGGAGCAGGAGGAGCUGCGAGCUCAGAUGGAUGAGGCAGCGAGGCUGAGGGAGAUUGCGGAGAAGCAGCUGGAUGAGGCCCUGGAAGCCCUGAAGGAGGAGAGGGAGCAGAAGAACACACUACGGCGAGAGCUCUCUGCCCUGACCCUUAACCCCUUUGAUUCUGUGGGGAACCUGGAGCUCCACUUGGAGCAGCUAGAUGAUAGCCAGGAGGAGGGCCAGGGGGGAGGGGGAGAAGGUGAAGCUGAGGGAGAGGACCAGGACAGCGGCUUUAAUAAUGGUCCUGGGUCUGCUCCCGGUUUUGCUCACCCUCCUCACUUGACGGGCUCCAAAAGUAAUGGCCUCAUCCAUCGCUACUCCACUCCACGCAACAGUGACGUGUUCCUGCGUGCGCCAGCCUCUGGGCUGGUGUCGGACCUGCUGAGUGAGCUACACUUUUCAGACAGUCAGAAACUUAAGCAGCAACUCCUACAGGCAGAACGAGAGAAGUCAUGUCUGACUGACAAGGUGGAGGAAUUGCAGAUGCAGCUGGUAAUGUCCAAGCAAGCCCUCAGUCAACAAGAGGACAAGGUUGGAUCUCUCACGCAACAGCUAGAGGCUGUGCAGAACCGCCAGCAGCACAACCAGGAAGCAGACGACCGGGGUGAGGAUGAGACAGAGAAUGGGGAUGGUGGCGAUGCCGUAUUUGACUACGAGGUAGACACCAAGGGCAAGGAGGUGCUGGAGGCACGCAUGCGUUCGGCCAGCGAAGAGCUCCUGAAGCUGCGAGAUGAACUGUCUCAGGCAGGUUCUCGUUAUAACACCCUGGAGCAACGAUACAAGCAUGAGAAGGAUCGGUGGAGGACAGAGGCCCAGGAGCUGGCUGACAAGAUCCGUCAAUGCAUCAAGUCCAGCAAGCAGGACCAGGAGCGCAUCGGUGAGCUGGAAAAGGAGAUCGGAGCCACACGGAAAGUGGCAAUUGAUUCCGAAGGGCACUUGAGCGUGGCCCAGGAAGAGCUGCUGGCCUUCUCCGAGGAGCUGUCCAACCUCUAUCACCACAUCUGCGUGUGCAACAACCUGACACCCAAACGGGUCACCCUGGACUAUUACCGUGAUAGUGCCAGGGCAAGUGGUGGAGGAGGAAGCGUGCGAAGGUUACAUCACGUCUACCCCCAGCAAAACUCCCAGAAGAAGCCACGAGCCAAUGACAUGUUCGUCUCCAAAGCUGCAGCAUUGCAGUUUAUGGGAGAGAUGGACAGCGCAGGACCCAGUGGAGACUCUCCUAGUUGCCCUGGAUCCCCCACCUUGGAUUUCAGGGACCCUUCCAACGUUCGCAAUUUGGUAGCAGUCAUCCGUUGCCAGAUCAAACACCUCCGGGUGGCAGUGGACCUCUGUCGUCAGAGGGGUGCGAUGCCAUACUCAGGACUGAGCAGCAGCGGAGAGUCAGAGCGUGAUGCUGAAAGCCUGUUGGAUGAAGUAUUAAAACUCAAGUCCCUUCUCAGCACCAAGAGAGAGCAGAUUGCUACCCUCAGGACUGUCCUCAAGGCUAAUAAACAGACCGCAGAGUUGGCCUUGUCCAAUUUGAAAACCAAGUAUGAGACUGAGAAGAGCAUGGUGUCAGAAACUAUGAUGAAACUGCGGAAUGAGCUCAAAGCCCUGAAGGAAGACGCUGCCACCUUCUCUUCACUCCGAGUCAUGUUUGCCAGCCGGUGUGACCAGUAUGUCACCCAGCUGGAUGAGAUGCAGAGGCAGCUGGCAGCAGCCGAGGAUGAGAAGAAGACACUGAAUUCUCUGCUGCGUAUGGCCAUCCAGCAGAAAUUAGCUCUUACUCAGCGUUUGGAGGACCUGGAGGCCCCUCUGUCUCCCCACAGCUUGAGCAGCAGCCCCCGUCGCUCCAGAGCCAAGGAGUUGGCCACCAAGUCAGGCCGAGGUCCACGUAGCCCCAGAAGCAGUCCUGCGCGCCCCCCAGUGAGGAGCAGUCCACGAGCUAGCCCGGUUCUCGGCAGUAGCGUUCCUGCCAUGGCCACGCACCACCUGCGAGCUCUAACCCGAAGCCUCCACACAAGCCCUCGCUGAAACACUCCUUCCAUUACUCCAAACCCCCUCUUCUUCAUAAGGACCUGUCUUCAUGUUGACUCCCCGGCUCCCUCCUCCUUUCGUGACUCAAGACAUCCUGUCCAUCCCAGAUGUGAUGCUACAUUCCCCACUCUACCCACCAGAACCAUGGAUUAAAAAAGUAAAAAAAAAAAAAAAAAAAUGUAAAAAAUAAUCAAAAGAAAAAAUUUUAAAUCUCUCAUCCCACCCUCUUGGUCUUCUCUGCUUAAAAGCGGAGAAGCCUGCAUGCAGCCUGGAGAAAGAUGUUAUUGACUGUGUCUUGUCCCAAGUGGUUUCAACUUCCAUCUGGUCUUGUUCAAGGCUGUGUGUUGUGGCGAACCAUUGACAGUAUUUAUUCCAGAACACCAGACUUUCAUGUACAGUAUUUUCUGUCCUCCGACUAUGAUUCAAGGCUAUAAUCUGUUCCAAGGCUGUAUGUCUUUACUCUCUUGCCUUUAGUCUGGCAUCCUGGUCAGGCCUGUCUGGCGUCUUUUAGUGUCAGUAAACCAUUAGCUCAUCUGUAGUAACUUCCCCCCGGUAGUGUUUUUAUAGAACAAUGCAGCCUUACUAACAGGACUGCCACCCCAACAGUAGAGAGCUUGCUAUCGUCUUGAAGUUCCUCCCUUUUACUCGUGGUGCAGUUACAUGCCCCUUUUUUUUUUAUCCCCGUGAUGUGUCUGACCCUUUGGCUUUGGCCUAUUAGCCACACCCUUUAACAAGAGGUCAGUAAACAUGCCAUUUCAUUGAUGGAAAUAAAUCAGCCAUAAGUUCACCACCUCAGGUCAAACACCAAGUAAUUAGAUACAUGAUUUGGGAGAUAUUUAAUGUGCAUCUUAUUUUGCAAACUAUGCAGACCAAUUCAGGACAGUGCCUGUAUACUUCCUGUUGUUCAAUAGGAUUAAGGUGGGUUUUGAAACUUGCCUUCACUUUCAGUCAAUAACAGUGGCUGGCUGCAGCUAAUUUACAACAGCCAUUUAGCAUCUCUCACAAUAACCAGCUUUUGGAAGUCAUCUAUGGGUGCAAGCAUCCCCAUUGGCUGAUAAUGUACUCUCCUGCUUCUUGGACGUUGGGUUUUAAAUGAUAUCAUUUCAUAUCACUCAAGAAUUUCAGUGGCUCAGUUUACCUGAAACUAAUAUUAACACGUUGGACCAUGCUCGUUUCUCUUGAUGACAUAGUUACGAGAACAAUUCUCAUUCCACUUCUGCUUAUUCCUCACUCCUUUUAACAGCUAAGCAACAAUGUUAAAGUGUUGUGUUUCAUAAUUUAAUAUCACCAUGCUUUUGUGUGCUACCAAAGUAAGCAUGUUGUAAUGAACUAGUAUUACCCACAGAAAGCUACUCUCUUCUGCUGUGGCAACAGCAUCCUUUGUUUUCAGUUAGGAAUACUAAUCGCGCUUGCAGGUUGCCGUUAGGGUUGCUGCUUGUAGAAAAAUGAAAUAAUAAUAAUGAUACUAAUAACAAUGUCCCGUGAUUUCUAAAAGCAUUACACAGUGCUUUACAUCCAGGAACACACAGUUCAAAUACUCACAAUUCAAAUAAAGAAUAAAUAAAUUCAUGAAAAUAAAAUAUUUCAAAGUGAGAAGUAACUCAAACAUGACAUUGCUUUGCUAGUUGGAGCUCCAUGAACAUGGGCCCUGGAUUGCCAAGAAAAGACACAGAAAAAAAAUACAUUAGUCACCAUUUAGAUAUAUAUAUAUAUCUGUCAAUUGGCCCGACAUGGGUUGCUUAUAAGUAGUUUGAUGCUGGGGCUGUGAUUUGAGAACAGUACCACAUAUAUAAACAUUGUCACUGUAACGCAUUAAGUCUCAUUAAGUGCAGUUUAAAUUCAAAUUGAAUUUACCUGAUGAGACCAAUUAUCAUUUAAGACCACAUUUGGAAAUGGCUGUUUAAAAAAAAAAAAGAAAAAAAGAGAGAACUGAAUACAAGGCAAGGAAAUGUUGAAAUGUCCAUUUUUAAAUCUCAACUGUCCUGUGGUUUACACAUCCUGCUGAUUGAUCCCUGCCGCUCCCCAACCUUUUUUUUUUUUUUUUUUUUUUAAUUUUUAGUGCCUUGGUUUUGAUCUUGUCUGUUUUUAGACUACAUCACAUUUUCUAAUUAGAUGCAACUAUUCAACACUGUAGUUGUGAUUUUUUUGAAGGUAUUUGCUUUUGAGGAAACUCAUUGAGCAAUGUCAGCACUGAAUAAAGUGAUAUCUCAUUUUGGUAGAAUAUUUUCACUUUUUAGCUCACAUUCUUCGUAUGAACUCAGUAUUAACUAAUGAAUUAACAGAUAACAUUUGACAUUAGCAUCUCGAAAAAGUGGUUAAAAGACAAAGUGACUGAAAAGAUCAUGAAUACAGAAUUGUAAGUAUAGUGUGUUAAAACAUAGGUACAAUGUUAUGAUAAUGUUUGGAAAAGUGACAGUUUUUGAACUGGUCUGCAUAGCUGACUGUUCAUGAACGUCUGCUAACAAGUGAAAAUGUUUUAACAUGAUGUCAUAUUGCUCUGAAGGUUGUAAAUGGAUUUCUUAAUCUAUUUAAUUCACUCUGUUCAGAUGUGUGUGUAUAAUUUAAUUACCAUGGUUGUAUAAUAUUUUAACUGUAUGUAUUUAUGUGGUCUGCAUUCUGUAUAAAUUGUUCUAGAAGAUGUCAUGCAAACACUCCGCAUAACUUUUUAAGUGUAUGCAAAUUCCUUUCAUUGACCUGUGAACCACUUUUUUCUUGAAGAAUAAAACAAGCCAACACUGUA
Thunnus maccoyii (southern bluefin tuna) is the source of this 5953-nucleotide messenger RNA. RefSeq lists its product as uncharacterized. Gene Ontology annotation, cellular component: Golgi apparatus; cytosol. Gene Ontology annotation, molecular function: cytoskeletal adaptor activity; dynactin binding; dynein complex binding. NCBI's taxonomy places the organism in Eukaryota, Metazoa, Chordata, Actinopteri, Scombriformes, Scombridae. The record is from RefSeq and is a predicted model, not a curated record. Gene Ontology annotation, biological process: regulation of microtubule cytoskeleton organization; microtubule anchoring at microtubule organizing center; protein localization to organelle. Bases 496 to 3210 code for a protein of 904 amino acids. The transcript is spliced from 10 exons.